This is a messenger RNA of Rosa chinensis, 2249 nucleotides long. RefSeq names its product G-type lectin S-receptor-like serine/threonine-protein kinase CES101. The transcript is spliced from 7 exons. Lineage: Eukaryota; Viridiplantae; Streptophyta; Magnoliopsida; Rosales; Rosaceae. The record is from RefSeq and is a predicted model, not a curated record. Gene Ontology annotation, biological process: protein phosphorylation. Gene Ontology annotation, molecular function: ATP binding; protein kinase activity. Bases 92 to 2134 code for a protein of 680 amino acids.
UCACGCAAUGAUUUUUAUUCCACGAAAAAAAUCAGACAAAUCAAACAAUCAGCAAACAAAAUUGCCAAUGCAACCUUGAGUGACAAUAUCCAUGGCUAGAAGUCUCACCUUGAUUUUCAUUCUCAUCACCCUGUUGGACUCCGGCACCUUUAACCUUAUUCAGAGAGUGAAGUCCGAUGAUGAUUCGGCUCCUCCAGGAACAUUUCUGCCAGGCAAGAAGCUAGGUGUGAACCAUAGAACCGGCUACAUCUGGUCACUUUCAUCAUCACCAAGUCCUUUGGGUUCUUUCACACUUUCUUGGGAGCACAAACGACGCCAAUUGCAUAUUAGCCUAGGUGAGGUGGUUUAUUGGAGUAGUGGAGUCUUUAAAGAUGGGAGGUUCGAAUAUAUAUCAUCAUCCAGGUACAAUUUCACCAUCGUUUCAAAUAAAAGAGAAGACUCCAUCACCUACAGCACCGUGGAUCAUACUGAUAAAGUGUCAGCAUGGCUGCUGACGGACACGGGGGAUCUGUAUGAUACUUAUACAGGAGAUGACAUUGCGCGAGCAGACUGCGACGGCUAUAGCACCGAGAAAGGGUGCCGUAGAAGACUCCGGCCAAGUAGUUGCAUGGCGACAUUUGGGGUUGAGUUUCAGCUGAGAAAAGCUUACUGUCAUUCAACUAGUGAAAGAACCCCAUAUUAUUUUAGGAAUGUAAGUAAUGGCGCUAGUGAGUGCAAGGCCGCUUGUUGGCAAGAUUGUGAAUGCCUUGGCUUUGACAUUGCGAUUAAUCAAACAGCUGGAUGCCGUUUUUGGAGUGCAGACUGUCAAUUUGAUAAAGUCAGUGGAUUCAGUUCUGGAUCUAGUUUCGGUUCUGGAUCUAGUUUUGUGCUGUCAAGAUUAAUCCCUUCACAACCAUCGUCUCCCGGAAGUAUUAAACAAGAUCCAGCACGUAGGUUGAUCUGGAUUGGCACUGCAGUUGUCUCUGCUCUACUGGUAAUGGUGAGUUUGUUCGCCUGCUAUCUACUAAUAAGAAGAAUAGGAAGGAAAUUAGUACAUUCAGACCGAAAUGGGGCAAAGGUUCAGGAAAUUCUUACCUUGAUGAAACCUAAUAUACCUACUCAUGAAAAUGAUGGAAAGAUAGGAAAUGAUAUAAGCGUUUUUAGCUACACAUCUGUUCUGGCUGCUACACGCAACUUCUCAAACGAAAACAAGCUCGGUGAAGGGGGGUUUGGAUCUGUUUAUCAGGGAAAAUUGGUGACGGGACAAGAAAUAGCCGUAAAGAAGCUUUCCAAAAAUUCAGAGCAAGGCGCUCUAGAGUUUAAGAAUGAAUUGAUACUCGUAUAUGAACUCCAGCAUACCAACCUUGUUCGACUUUUUGGAUUUUGCAUUCGUGGUGAAGAGAGGAUGUUGAUAUAUGAGUACAUGCCAAACAAAAGUCUGGACAACUUUUUGUUUGAUUCAACCAGAGGUGUGCUACUCAAUUGGAAAAGGCGUUUCAACAUAAUUGAAGGAGUCGCUCAAGGAUUGCUUUACUUGCACAAAUACUCCAGAAUGAGAGUGAUUCAUAGAGAUUUGAAGGCCAGUAAUAUUCUACUCGAUGAAAGCAUGAAUCCAAGAAUUUCUGAUUUUGGUAUGGCAAGGACUUUUACACAAAAUGAACUAGAAGCAAAUACUAAGAGGAUUGUCGGGACAUAUGGUUACAUGUCACCUGAGUAUGUCUUCGGGGGGAACUUCUCUAUAAAGUCCGAUGUGUACAGUUUUGGAGUCUUAAUGCUUGAAAUCAUCAGUGGUAGGAGAAACAACAGCUUCUACAAUGAUGAUCGCGUGCUCACUUUAGCAGGAUAUACAUGGGAGCUAUGGAAAAAAGAUGCAGCGCUGGAACUAAUGGAUCCAACACUAGGCAAUUCCUGUGAUGAGGACCAAUUGUUAAGAUGCAUGCAUGUCGGUCUGCUCUGUGUGGAAGAGAAUGCAACCGAUCGGCCGAACAUGUCAGAUCUCAUAUCUAUGUUGACAAAUGAAAGCGUGCCUUUACCUAAACCAACAAAGCCAGCAUUUUGUACAAGGAGAAAUGUGAUCACGUCUGGUAUAGAUAGGAAGGGGCCAGAACUUGAAUCUAUAAAUGGUCUGUCCAUUUCUGAUUUUGCUGCCCGUUAAAGCUACUAAUCAACACACAUCCUCUGCUGACUGUAUUUUAUGUAAUUGGCAUCUAAUAUGUACUUACAACAAAGUGGGUCAGCGAUAAUAUGUACAGGCAUAUACGUUUUGGGGA